GCUUUAUUUAGAUGUAAACGUUACCUUGUUUUCGUGAUGUCGUUUCAUACGAAAUCAAUAGAACGUAUCCUCAGCCCAGUAGCUCAACAGGUUUUAAAGCUAAUAUUGCUGUUUGAGGAUGCUGGAUCAGGUACAGAGAUUCCUGAUCUGGAAUUUCGCGUAAAUGUUGUAAAACUUGCAGUUGAAAACCUUAUAAAGGUUGGUCACCAAACAAUCGAGGCUAGUGAUGACCAACUGCUACAGAGAGAUAUGCCGCCCUCACUCAAGCGUGUUGAAGAUGCAUCUUUUUAUCUCCAGGAUGCUGUCGUACUGUUGCAAAACGACCCAAACUCUUCAGAAGCACGAAGAAAACUGAUUGAAGGAUCUAGAGGUAUACUACAGGGAACAUCAUCUGUACUUCUUACCUUUGAUAUGUCUGAAGUACGAAAAAUCAUCAGACACUGCAGACGAGUACUUAGUGUCCUAGCCACUGCGGAACAUGUUUCGAGUCUCACUGGUUUGGCUGAUUUUGUUAAGCGACUAACCCCUUGUAUGGCGGAUAUGAUUAAAGAAGUAGACAAUCGACAGGAAGAAUUGACUAUUCAGUCUCACUCUGCUCUGCUUCUUAGGGGUAUAGAACAAGUGAAACGUCUUACGCCUAUUUUAAUAUCGUCUUUGAAAUUGCACGUAAAUACACAUCAAAAUCAUCUACCUGGAGCUGCUGAAAGUCAAGCAAACCGAGAUUUCUUGUUGUCUGAAAUGUCCAGUGAAGUACAUGAAAUUAUACGUGGCUUACAGCUUACCGAAACGGACUCAUCAGAGUUAUUCGAUGAUGACUUAGCGGCUAUGCAUAUGAAUAAAGCAGCUUUUGAUAGCCGUCUACAGUUUGUCAGUGACUGGAUUUCUGAUUCGAAUUGUUCCGUUGCAAUGACAGCUGGUGAGAAAGCACUGAAUCAAGUUUUGAAUUCAGCAAGAAAUUUAGCCAAUUUAAAUCAAACAAGUUCAAAUAGUAAAGCAAUAAUCCAUUUAUGCGAUGAAUUAAACGAUUAUGCACAGUCACUUAUUCACUUACGAAGAAGUGGUCAUGGUAAUGGAUCAGAAGCAAGUCAUAUUGCCAAUACACUUAGUACAAAAUUAAAUCAAUUAUCUAGAUUAUGUAAAGAUUUAUCAUUACGUGAUCAUAAUGGUGGUGGCGUUGGUGAUCAACAGCAUCAUACAUGUAAUCCAUUAUUUCGUUUGGCUAGAACACUUGAAGGCAAACUAGUUCAGGCUCAACGUUGGCUAGCUGAUCCUCGUGGUCCAUUACGUCAUGUUGGCUUAGAAGCAUGUCGUUCAUUAGCUCAAGGUGCAAGAAGUAUUAUAAUGUCAUCUGAUAGUAAUGAUGUUUCUGCCAAUAGCAAUAAAAUAAAUGCUAACAGUAGUCCGUCUGAAGACAAGGGGACCAAUGAUGCUUGCUUAGAAUCAUGUGAACAUAUCGAGAGAGUUUCUGACAAACUUUUUGCAAUAUCUUCUCAACCAUUAACGGCAGAAAAUGAAAUCAGUCAACAAGAUUUAGCAAUGGCUAUCAGUCGUAGUUUGGCAUAUAUAUGGCAAACAUUAGAGAAAUUAUUAACAAGACAAAUUGCUGAAGUCUACACAGAUCUUGUUGGACCAUUACGUCAAUUAGUAGAAUCUGCAUCUCCAUCAUCUGGUAAUUUACCAGAUCAAAAUGAUUACAAUGUGAAAAUGAAAGAAUUUCUAACUCAAUGUAAUCAACUUGUCAAUACUGGAGAAUUAGCUGCAGCUACAAAAUUAUCCGAUGUAUGGCGUUCUGAUGCAUUACGUUGUUUAACUAGUCAACUUAAUGAAUUAGGUGCACAAGUUGUAUUAGCUGGUCGUGCAGUUAUCCUAUCAGCUGAUCCAAAUUUACAAUUACAACCUGGUGGAGCUAGUUUGAAACAAGCUACAUCAGAUCAUUUUCUUAUGAUGCGUCAACAUUGGACAGAUACUGCUGAACGUAUGAGAGCAUUAGUUGAUGAAGCUGUUGAUGCUAAUGCAUUCAUAGCUGCUCAAGAGAUUGGAAUGUUACGUGAUUCGGCCAAAACAGAAAAUAGUAUUGCUGCAAUAUCAACAACUGGUGUAGUUGAAUCUACAACACGUAUUGCACGACGAGCAAAUCGUGUACUUCAAUUAAUCACACGAGAAGCAGAUAAUAGCGAAGAUCCAUUGUAUGUUGAUCGAAUGAACGAUGCUGUGAAGGCUUUACGAUCAACUAUCACACCAAUGGUAAAUGAUGCUAAAGGUUUAGUAACAAAUAUUGAAGAUCCACGUAUGCAUGAUCAAUGGCGUUUAUCAAAUCGUAAUUUAUUAACUGCUGUUAAUUCAGUAAAACAAGCUGUUAGUCCAUCAUUUAAUAAUCCUAUUAAUUAUUAUCAUGAACAUUAUCGUCCAGUAUCCAUACAUAAAAAUGGAAUUAAUAGUACAAGUACAAGUAUUAGUAGUAAUAGCUGUAAUAAUAUACAUAAUAAUAAUAAUAACAACAAUAGUGUCUCAUCAUCUAAAUCAUCACACGCUUCUAUUAAAGAGACAACACCUUCAAUUCCUCUUCGAGAAAUGCAAGAAAUAUCAAUUACAGAUGUUUCUCAUAUACCAUAUUCAUAUAUUGACAAUAAUAAUAGUAAUGAUUACAUUUAUCAUACAUCACAUUAUCAUCAUAAACCUGUGUACGAAAUUAAAUUAUCUAAUUCUCUUCAUCAUUCACCAUCAUCACCACCACUGCCACAUCAUCAAAAACAACAUAUCACUACUACUAGUCAUCAUCAUCAACAACCUUAUUCAUCGCCUACACAUUCAUAUCAGCAAUCCAGUCCACUUCAUCAAGCAUACUCACCUGGGCAAUAUACUAAUAAUAAUAGUAAUAAUAAUCUACAUUCACCACCAUCACCCCCUUACCAACAACAAAAUCAUCACUAUCAUCCUCAUAACCAUUCAAAACAUCAUUAUCAUCAUCAAACUGAAAACAUAAAUACUUAUUUAACAAUGAAACAAAAUAAUGAUUAUUUAUGUACAGAUGAAGAUCGACAACAACAAUCUGGUACUAUUUCUUUAGAUGAUGCUGUAUCUACUACAACAACAGCAGCUGGUGUUCCUGCACGAACUAGUACACCUGAUACGGAAGUUGAUGAAGAAUUCAACUUUCCACCACCUGAAGAAAAUCAACCAAUUAUGGCCGCUGCUCAUGCAUUACAUCAUGAAACACGAUUAUGGUCUAGUCGAGAUAAUGAAUUAAUUGCAGCAACUAAACGUAUGGCUGCUUUAAUGGCUCAAUUAAGUCAAAUUGUUCGUGGUGAAUACGGUACAAAGAAGGACCUGAUUAAUGUUUCUAUGGCUAUUGCUGAAGCAUCUUUGGAUGUUAAUCAAUGUGCAAAAGUAUUAGCUAAAGAAUGUACAGAUCGUCGUAUACGUUCGAAUCUUUUACACCUAAGUGAUCGUAUUCUCACUAUUGGGAACCAAUUGAAAAUUUUAUCUACUGUAAAAGCCACUAUGCUUGGAACACAAGAUGAUUCCUGGUUCGAAGCUCCAUUACAAUCGGAACUUGAUUGUGGUUCUACAGAAGAUCAAGAAAAUACUGAAUCAUUAGUAGGUAAUGCACAAAAUUUAAUGCAAUCUGUUAUUGAAGCAUUACAUAUUGCUGAAGGUGCCAGUAUUAAAAUGCGUGUGAAUAAUGGACAAAAAUUUAUUUGGCAUCCACGUAUAAAAUCAAAUUCUUAUUAUCAUAAUAAUAAUAAUAAUAAUAAACAAUUACAUUCAAUUGUACGUUAAUUUAUAAAUGAUGAUAUGAAAUUGUAAAUGGAAUAUAAUAUCCAUUAUAAAAAGAGACAUUCAAUAAGAAAGAUUCAUUCAGUCGAGAAGAGUUAUCUUUUCAGCUAAAGUAAUCUUCCAUGUAUUGUAAAUAUGUUCUUCAGUAUUAAUUAAGGUAUAUAUAUAUAAUACUGUCGAAGAAUCAAGUGCUUUACCUACCUUUGUUAUUUUCAUUCUUUUCUCUUCCUUUCCUUUAUAUAUCUAUCUUUUAUCACUUCAAUUACAUUAUCUAAUAUAAAUAAUACUAUACCAUUUGAAUUUCAUUCGUAUAUAUCUAUAUUGAACUCUUUAUUAGUUCUUAAUGAAGUUUUGUUCUCUAAGCUGGAUAGUUUGGCCAUGGAGCACUUCUAUCUGAAGUUUGUACUGAUGUUGUUGUUGUUCAGAAGAACAAUGAAAGCUCCAUGACCAAACUAUCCAGGUAAGAGAACAAAACCUCAUCAAAAUCAUCCACCUGAGUUAUAAAUCUUCACCAACUCUUUAUUAGUGUAUAUUGUGCUUAUUUCAUCUAUUUGACAAAUAUGGAUUGUUUUGUAAAAUGUUUUCACUUAUUUUCAUCAAUUGACUUUGUGUGUAUGUAUGUAUGUAUCUAUGUGUGUGUUCAGUGUGUAGAUGAGACUGAUUUCGCAAUACAGUUUGAUUUGAAGUUGUUGUUGUUAAUCGUUGAAAAAUUCCCAUGAUAUUAGAACAUAAUUAUAUAAACUUCUUCGACCUUAUCUAUAAAGUAUAUGGUUCUAUAAUGCAGUAUCUUAAUAUAAAGUUCCUUUUUUGUGUUAUUGCAAAGCAAUAAAACUAUGAAAGUUUGUAUAUUGAUUAGUUCAAAUAAUUUUCUUUUUUGUUUGUUUAUGUUUCUUCUUCUUAGUGACCUCUCUAUAGUCCUUGUAAGUAAUUGUGUUCUUUGUUGUUGUCUUAUUCUAAUAUUGUACUUGUAUAUUUAAAGACAAUUAAUAUUGUAUAUUGAUAGAAUAAAAUGUUUCUUGUGUCUUAUGUCAUAUAUUUAACCGGUAAUAUAUAUAUAUAUAUUUUACAAUCUUGUUAUUGUUACCAUGGUUACAAUUCGAUGAAAGUAAACAAAUGUUUAUUUAUUUCACUGAAAUAUUCUUGCAUCUCUUUAUAUUUUAAUUAACUAUAAACAGCUUUCUUUUCCUUUAUUCAAUUAGCUUGUUUGUUUAUUUAUUUUUUAUCUUUUGUUCUUGUUUUACUAAUUUGUUAACGAUAAAACUAAUUUUUUUUGGGGGGGGGUUAAAAUCAUUUCUGGAAAUUAUUGUUGAUAUUAACUUCGUUUAUUUUGUUUUUUCUUGAUACAUAUAUAUAUAUAUGUAGGUUUGUAUAUUGAAUGGUUGUUUAUUUUGCAAUUUAGGCGCCAAUUCAUAUAACAAUAAUAUGCAUAAGCUUUUUGUUUUUAUUGUAAUAAAUUGCAUGAAAUUCUGAUGAAUAACUAUAA
Messenger RNA from Schistosoma margrebowiei, 5260 nucleotides. Lineage: Eukaryota; Metazoa; Platyhelminthes; Trematoda; Strigeidida; Schistosomatidae. The record is from the annotation of a GenBank genome assembly.